This is a messenger RNA of Ostreobium quekettii, 306 nucleotides long. The record is from the annotation of a GenBank genome assembly. NCBI's taxonomy places the organism in Eukaryota, Viridiplantae, Chlorophyta, Ulvophyceae, Bryopsidales, Ostreobiaceae.
AUGGAGGAGGCCCAGACGCAUCCUGCACUUGGGCAGGAUCAUGUGUUUUCAUGGGCUGUGGUGGUGAUGUGCAUAGGUAUUUCAGCGGGCAGUGCACAAGAAAUGCGCGGCCCCGCUGCUGGGCAUAGUGUAGGUGCAGGUCGACCAUCGGUUGAGCCAGUGGGGGCAGGUGGGGCUGGCUUGGGUGCCUUAGCGCAGUGUGCAGACUGCCAAUGCGACUAUUGUGCUCGGUCUGCCUCUGCAAGGUAUUGGUGGGAUGGCUGCUGCGUGCCCACCCAGGUGUUGUCAGCCCGACGACUGCAAUAA